UAACGGUUUAGAACGUACGCUUUGCGUUUUAAGUUGGGGUAAUUUUUGCGGUUUGUUCGUGCGUUCGUAGUUUUAUCACCUCGAUAUCAGAACCAAUAAUAAUAAAAAUUAUUAUGUACAGUAAAUAAAAAUAUGAAUAAUAAUUAUAAAUAAGAAGGCGGAAAAUAAAUGCAAAGUAUGGCAAGCUACGUGUUAACCCACAGCUAUUUUUUCGUAAAAAUUAUAUUUAUAAUUUCGCCGUUUUUCGCUUGAAAUAGACUACGUUUGCUUACAGGCAACUGCUGGUGAUCAAAUCAAAAGUUUUCACUGAAUUAAUUGCCCGCAAAAAAAAAAAACAUUAAAUGAAUUUGUGCGAACUGAAAUCAGAGGCACAGAAUUAAAAUUUUAAAUCAAGUAAAUUACGUAGAACCCGCCAUAACAACAGCAGCUGACCGGCGUCAAGAAUAUAAAACGCCAAAAAAGUGCUCGCCGACUUUUCACAUUAACACGCGCUGAGUGCUGACAGUGAUUAGUAGUGACAGCUGAUGCUCUUGACGUCGUAUUACGAUUUUUAGCAUAAAGUUUUACACCAGUGGUUGUAUAUGAGUAGUACACGUUGGUGGGCAAUUCAUUUUCGCCGGUUAAUAUUUUGACACUUACAAUCAGUGUGGUAAAAAGUUGAUUUUUUAUUUAAAAAAAAAAAAAUUUUAUCGAAAUUAAAUAUAUACGCAUAAUACGUGAGUUUAAUAAGUGAAAUUUCAUUUGCGGUCGGCUGGUGCGUAUACGUAACAUUUCUGAACACUACACACAGCUUCCUUAUUCCGGUUGAAUGACCAUAUAAAACAUAGCAAUGUUGUUGCCCCCAUUACAAACAUAUACACAGAGUAUAUAGAAAUAUGCAGUUAUAGAAACAGUAUAUUUGUAAGAGUGUGUAUGUGUGUAUUUUUCCUACAUAUGUAUACUAUGAGAAAGUGAGUGAAGAAAAUAAGCGAAUAAGCGUAGGAAGGCAGAUAAAGUGCAAAAGGCAACAAGCAACCUAGAAAAUACGGCGGAAAAAGUAAACAUACAAACACACUUGAAGUUUUAUAUAUUAUGCACACACACAACCACAUAUAUGAAUUUGUAGCAAAAGUCAAGCUAAAGAGUGCAACUAGCAAAGUAUACCAUAUAUGUAUAUAUGUAUGUGCAUGAAGUCUACGCUCGUUGCAAGUCAAGAUAUAUGUAUACCACUCUGUUAUACAUUCAGCUUCCUAGCCAAGCGAGCGACGAGCUUUGGCAAACUGAAAUAAAAGUGAAAAUUCUAUAGUAGGAAAAUCGUGUGCGAAUCUAAAACGGGUCGAGAAAAAAUAACAAAAACAAAGAGAAAAUAUUGGUGAAAUUGUCAUUAUAAAUCUAACACCACAGACACUUUGCAAACGAGUAUUCAGAAAAAUAAGAAAGCCAAAAAAAUAGUAUAAUAAAGGCACACAUAUAGGUGGCAGUGAGACAGUUGGAGCACCAUCAGCAACAGUAGCAGCAUCAGCAGACGACAGCAGAUUUUACACUCAAAGUGCUAUAAAUUAACGUACGGCGACCUUUGCAGGAGUUCAGAGACGACCGAAAAACAAAGAAAGCCAGCAGUCGUAAACGCCCACAAAACAUUUAUAAGUGAAAGGGAUGUGUGUGUGAACGUAGGGAAGUGAAGUGAAGUUAAAAAAUUUUAGCAACAGAUUCACCUUGCAAGCUGGUGGUACGCCAACAACGCCGCCAUAGCCGUUUGUUGACACUCUCACUAAAGAUAAAUCAAUAAAGAGAAAAGUCCAAGUGCAACCGGACUUAGUUGCAAGUAUACAAGGCUAUGUAUGCAUAGGUAGAAUAUAUACAUAAAAGCACACAAAUUUAGUGUACAUACUCACACAUAUAUCCAUGCAAAUACUCAACCUACCCAUAUAAUAGCGUUUUAAGUGCUAAAGCCGGCAUAGCAUUUGAAUUGCUUUUAAACAAACGUCCAGACGCCAAGCCAAGUCAGUCAUCUAGUCAGCCAGUCAGCCAGUGGCCUUUGUCUGCACACCGCAAACCACAACGUCCAAUAUCUUUGUAAACAGUGUCUCAGCCACCAGGCGCCCAGCAAGCAGUCAACCAACCAACAAACCAACGAACCAAGUUAAGGAGUAGUAUUCUCCUCUAUCUCCCCCUGCACUCACUCGCUCGAGUAACAGUUUAAACAAAGCAAACCGGCAAAAUUCAUUCGCAAAUUAUGUUGGCCAUGUCAACACUGAUGAUGCCAGCUCCCACCAUUGCUAUGGGGGCGCCGCAGAUCACUAUGGGACCACAUAAGCCACCGGAAACAAAAUUGCUCGCCAUACAUCCGGCUGCUGUUGCUGCUGCAAAUGGUAGUGGUGGUGGUGGUGGUGGCGGUGGGCAGCAGUCUCAUCUUCAACAUAACGGUCAACAUCCACAGUCACAACAGCAACAACAGCAUCCAGCACAAUCAAAUCAACAACAACAGCAGUCCCAGCAGACCCAACAACAGCAAUUUUCAGCCGGCAAUAAUAACAGCAACAAGCCAGGUAUUAUUGUCAAUAGUAGUAUUGGAACAUUAGAAUUAAGCAAUCAUGAGCAGCAUGAUAUUGUAUAA
This is a messenger RNA of Ceratitis capitata (Mediterranean fruit fly), 2596 nucleotides long. Its product is annotated as TNF receptor-associated factor family protein DDB_G0272348-like. The record is from RefSeq and is a predicted model, not a curated record. NCBI's taxonomy places the organism in Eukaryota, Metazoa, Arthropoda, Insecta, Diptera, Tephritidae. The transcript has 3 exons. Bases 2216 to 2596 code for a protein of 126 amino acids.